This is a messenger RNA of Drosophila innubila, 2371 nucleotides long. Its product is annotated as protein disconnected. Bases 405 to 2252 code for a protein of 615 amino acids. The transcript is spliced from 2 exons. The record is from RefSeq and is a predicted model, not a curated record. NCBI's taxonomy places the organism in Eukaryota, Metazoa, Arthropoda, Insecta, Diptera, Drosophilidae.
CAUUGGUCUAUAGCCAAAAAUUUUGUAGUCCAAAUUGUUUUCUGCGUAAUUGAAUAUGGAUAAUUCGUGGCGUUCAUACAUUUAUUAGAGAACACAGUGUGUGCAUUUCUUAUUAAUUGUGUGCAAUUUGGCUGGCCUACUCACACACGCACACACACACACACACGCAUAGGCAGUGGCAGUGGCAGAGGCAAGAAACUGUCACUGACACCAACUGCGCUGUCGCCCCGACCGACCGAUCGCCUGCCCUGGCAGUGUUUAAUAAUAAUCAUAAUUGCAACCCUCGUUGUUGUCUGUCGCAACGUCUAUACGUCUGUGUUGGCCCAUAAACAAUAACAAAAGAGCAGGAGCAACAAUUGAAGCACACACGCAUACGCACACUAACAACUAAACACACACACACAAUGUCGGAGCGUAAACGUUAUCACAAGGACAAUGCGCCCACCGACGAUAUUAUCACACUUAUCAACCUGGUGCGACAAAAUCCAGCACUGUACAACUACAAACUGCAGCCGAAUCAAAGGCGACGUCCGGAUAUACUCAGCGGCUGGCAGGAAGUCUCGCAGCAAAUGGGCAAUAAAUACAGCGUUCAGGAGGUGAGACGCAAGUGGAAGAAUCUGCGAGAUACGUACCAUCAAUAUCGCCGUCGUUCUCCCAAAUGCAUCGAGGGACGUCUGUCCAAGUGGCGUUAUGCGAAACCCUUGGAUUUCCUAUCCAAAGUCUAUCAGCCAAAGUUGAAGGCACAUCGCAAUGCAUUGGCUGCCAUGUUGCAGAUCAAGAAACAGCCGGAUGAUGACGAUGAUGAUGAGCACGAGCAUGACCAUGAUCACGAUCAUGAGCAUGAUCACGAUCAUGAUCAGCUAAUUGAUGAGGAUGUGCAUUCGGAUGGAACAACGACAGGUUUAUCAUCGGCACAUCAUCAUGGUAGCUCACAAAUCACAUUGGUUAGCGAUGAGGCUGAAACAUUUAUAUUAACCGCCUACGAGGAGAGUGUGGCAGAUGAUCAUCAUCAUCAUGGCCAUCAUCAGCAUCAUCAUCAUCAGCAUCAUCCACAUCCACAUCACACACAUCAUCCACAUCAUCAUCAUCAACAUGAUGGCAGCAUUUCCAGCAUUGAAUUGUCACAAAUCACACACGAUGAUGAUGAUGACGAUGAUGAUGAUGAUGGUGUUGUGGAUGAUGAGCUCGAUGAUGAUGUGGAUCAUCAUGGCCAGGUGGUGGAUAUUGUUAAGCAUGAACUGGACGAGGAUGGCGCCACCGCUGCCGAGGUGGACUACGAGGAGGUUUGCCUCUACGAGGAGGCAACCGGACAACACUGUGAAAUGGGCGUCGUCGAUGGUAGCUCGGAUGUGACUGACAGCAAGGGAUUCCAUUACAUUGAUGCGGAUGAUUUUUGCAUAGAGGAUAUGGAAACGGAGCAGGAUCAAGAAACGGAUCAGCAACAGCAACACCAACAACAAGAGACGGCAAUGGCAACGUCAACACGCACAACAACCUUAACAAUGCCACAUCAAUUGCGACAUCAUUUUGCCACAGCCACCGUGAGCAGUGCCACCAAUAGCGUCCUCUCCGGCGCUGCUGGCGGCGUCGGCACUGUCAUCACCGCCGACACAAAGCUCAAGAAUCUCACGCUGGUGACAACAACAGCGGCAGCGGCAGCGGCGGCGAAAGAGACAACAACAACAACGACGACAACAACACAACAAUUGGCACUUGUGGAUGUGACAGAGGCAACGAGCACAAGUGUCACCAUAUCCAGCACGCCAGCGGUUUCUUUAAAUGCCGUGAGCACCACAUUGCCAGUUAGCGUGGGCAUAGGAACGGCACUAGGAACAGAAAUGGGCACAGGAACAACAACUGGAGCAACUGCAACACAAACUUCCAAUUUCAGCACACCGGCUACCAUUUUGCAAUUGCCAGCUUUAAGUUGUAAUCUGACCCAAGCGGGAGUUGGAGCUACUUCCAAUUAUCUGGGCAAUAAUUCCACAUCCCCCGCCUCCGGCUCCUCCAUCAGCAUUGCCUCCAGCAGCACUUUGAUCAAAGAUGAUGAGCAGCAACAGCAGCAGCAACAACAGCAACAACAACAGCAGCAACAUUCGCCUAUCAAACGCGAUGAACUUGAUCUGUUUUUUGAUUUCCUCAAGAAGAAAAUGCAAUACUUUAGCAAAACGCAAAUUACGCAUAUUCAAAUGGAGUUUUUGAAUUGUGUCAGUCGGCAGGAAGUUGCCGCCGAAAUGGAUGCCAAGGAAUAGUCAACUAAUCCCCCCUCCCCCCAUUUUUCCCUCUCUCCUAACACCUCUUUUCACCCACGGAAUGUAUGGACAUUUUUUGUUUUUGCCAUUUUUUACACUCAAUUUUUCAAUUUGAAUUU